CAUAACAUAUACUCUCAACUACUUACAUCAUCAUCAUGGCAACCGAAACAUCUCACCUCAACACACGCAUCCCCUCAUCCUCCAACCCCCUCCUGUUUCUCCGCACCAUCCAGCCCUCCGAUGCCUCAGCCUUCGCCUCCAUUCUCUCUUCCCCAUCAAACAGAACCGACCCUCAUGGCAAGGACAUGGACAUUGCAACAGCAGAGGCAGCCAUCUCCCGCAUGCGAGAAUCAGCAAGUCAGCCCACCAUCGUCGACGCUCAGGGAAAUGUCACCAGCGGACCAGACCGCGUGAACAUGAUGCUGGUGCUCAAAUCAGAAGAGAACAGUCAUGAAGAGACCGUAAUAGGGCUGGGAGGUUUCGGGGCGAUUAAAAACUGGGAACGAGAGGGGCGCAAGAUUCGAGCGGGAGAUGUAGGCGUCAUGAUGGACCCGGCAUAUAAACGCCGCGGCUACGGCAUUGAAGCUAUGAGAAUGGCAAUAAGCUGGGCUUUUAGUGCAGCCAGUGAGGGAGGGCCUCAGCUAGAUCUAGUGACUAUCACGACGUUGGAGGAUAAUGCCUCGAUGCUGAAGCUCGUGGACGAGAAGCUUGGGCUGGGGGGAAAGGGGAUCGCAAGACCGGCGGAGUUUGAUGAGAAUAAGCAGGAGAUCUACUAUGAACUGCGGAAAGAAGAUUGGGAAAAUAUUAACAAAAACUAAUAUACACAGAG
Trichoderma asperellum CBS 433.97 is the source of this 709-nucleotide messenger RNA. RefSeq lists its product as uncharacterized. NCBI's taxonomy places the organism in Eukaryota, Fungi, Ascomycota, Sordariomycetes, Hypocreales, Hypocreaceae. Gene Ontology annotation, molecular function: acyltransferase activity, transferring groups other than amino-acyl groups. The record is from RefSeq and is a predicted model, not a curated record.